UUUUAUUUGAUUUAUGCUUCAGGUUGCCUGGGGACCUUUAGAUUAUUUAAUAAUAGAUAUGCCACCUGGAACUGGUGAUACACAGCUUUCAAUAUCUCAGAAUAUUCCAAUAUCAGGUGUCAUAAUUGUUACUACACCUCAGGAUAUAGCUUUGCUUGAUGCUCGAAGAGGAACAGAAAUGUUCAGAAAAGUUGAAGUACCUGUUCUUGGAAUUGUACAGAAUAUGAGUUUAUUUCUAUGUCCAAAAUGUGGUCAUGCUACUUACAUAUUUGGAAAAGAAGGUACAAAGAAAUUAGCUGAAGAACUGAAACUGGAAAUAUUAGGUGAUAUUCCAUUAGACAUAACUAUUAGAGAAACAUCAGAUUUGGGUCAUCCAAUUGUUGUAAGCAAGCCAGAUAAUAUUCAGAAAUUUACGUCAUCUAACUUGAUGCCAUAAUAUUCGCGGAUGAAAUCAAACGAAAAUCCAGACAGAAGGUUUAAAUGUGAGAAAAAUGGCCACUACAUAUUCUUUAUAUCUUAUGAACAUAUGGUUACAAUUUAUAAGUCUUACAAGAUAGGCAAAUCAUUUGAGAGACUGAAUAAGAAGCUCGCCGAAUAAAACGCCAUGCUAGGAAAGAAAUGGUCGAAGAUCAUGCUGUAAAAUUCGACUCAUUAAAGACAUUUUGAAUAUUCAUGUAUCGAGUUGAUCAAUUCGGCUACAAAAUUAUAAAAAAAGAUCGAUUUCCACUCACCAUAAGGCAAAACGAUUGCAAAUUUACUAAAUACCUUAGUAUCAUUUGGAAUAAGCCAACAAUUUCCAGAAUAUUAUUGUUAGUGAUGAAAAACGGUUUUUGUCUUAUAGACCAGAUAAUAUGAAGUCAUACUUCGAACAGAGUGAGAAAUGUUGUCCUUGUAGUGAGACCUUGUAGGAAAAGGCAUGGCAGCGAUUUCCGCCAUAAUUCUGUGCACUAUCAACAGUGAAGGAAAAUUAAUUAAAGACUAAUUUUUUUACCAUUUAGUAACAAUAAGUGGAUAUGGCAACGAGACAACGCUGCUGUUCGUAUACACAAGACCUAUUACGCAUCAUUUUAAAGAGAAAAAAUGUUAAUGUCAUCUAAAAUUUAUGCCAACAAUCAGUAUGGCAAGCUUGAUGACCUAAAGAAAUCUAUUAAAUAAUUAUCAACACAUCCAAAACGAUUACUUUAUUUUCUAUUUUUAAAAAGGUGAGACUACAGAUUAAUUAAUGUAUAAAAUUUGUAAAUAAUUCCAUUUUUUGAUAUAUUCAAUAAUACUGUAAGUCGUAACGAAAACUUUUGGCCAUUUAAUUACUAAGUUUUCUAAUAAAGUAUUUUUGAAAAUAUAUAGGAAAAAAUUCAACUUAAAAUCUUUUUGGCUACCAGUGUAUGGCUUAAACUGUUUUAAUUAUUCACGGAAAUAUUUUCCUUCGUGCGUGAAGACUAUUGAGCAUCAGCUCCGUUCUUAGGCUGUAGCAAUUGUUAUUUGAAAUCUGUUACGUUUAAAAAUUGUUUCCGUGAUUGGCAAAUUUGCCGAAAAAAUUGGACUUUUAAUCCCCAAUUUUCUGUAGAAUUUGAGAGUUAAAAUUACCUAAAAUUUUACCAGGUGAUUUUUAGAGAGUUAUAGAAUAA
Molecule: messenger RNA, 1625 nt
Organism: Centruroides sculpturatus (bark scorpion)
Lineage: Eukaryota; Metazoa; Arthropoda; Arachnida; Scorpiones; Buthidae
Product: iron-sulfur protein NUBPL-like
Exons: 4
Coding region: 14-436 (140 amino acids)
Biological process (GO): mitochondrial respiratory chain complex I assembly; iron-sulfur cluster assembly
Cellular component (GO): mitochondrion
Molecular function (GO): 4 iron, 4 sulfur cluster binding; ATP binding
Source: RefSeq, a predicted model, not a curated record